GUGCUGGAGAGCAACACGAGCUCUAUCUCCAUCGGCUUGCUGCUGCCACGAGCCGACCGGAUACGGUGAUCGGCAUGCACUUCAUGAACCCGCCAGUCAUCAUGUCGCUGGUGGAGGUGGUCAGGGGACUCGCCACAUCCGAGCACACCCUGCACCUCACUAAAGGCCUCGCGCACAGGUUCGGCAAGCAGGUGUGUGAGGCGCGGGACUACCCUGGGUUCAUAGUGAAUCGGCUGCUCAUGCCCAUGAUCAACGAGGCUUUCUACACUCUGCUGGAGGGGGUGGGCACGGCAGAGGACAUCGACAGAGGCAUGAGACUGGGGACCAACCAGCCCAUGGGUCCUCUCCACUUGGCGGACUUCAUCGGCCUCGACACCUGUGUGGCCAUCAUGCGAGUGCUGCAUGCUGGUCUGGGGGACGCCAAGUACCGCCCGUGCCCGCUGCUCGUGCAGUAUGUGGACGCAGGGUGGCUGGGCCGCAAGACAGGGAGGGGGGUGUAUGAGUACCCGGGCCAUGGUGUGCGGAGUGAUGAUUCAUCACAAGGGAAGGAGGGCGAGGUGGAGGGAGGAGCCGAGAAGCCGGUGCAAGGCAGGCAGCACCAUGGCAAAAGGGCUGGCCACUAGGAAUCAAUGGUGGAUCGGUUCGGCGGUGUAUAUGGUUCCACUAUGACACCUGUGCCCCUUGUGUCAUGAAGUCACCUGUCCUAACCAUUGGGACAAGAAGGGAUGUCCUCAGGAGAGUUAAGCUCCAUAUAUCCACCUUCCCCAGGGAAAGCCUCCCUAGUACCCUCCCUAGAGAGAGAUGAGGUUCGACAGAGCUAUUCCAGUGCCACGACACCUUGAUGUGAUCAGUGUUCAGUGUUCACUUGUGUUUCUUCUUGAAUGCUUGAGGUCAAU
Molecule: messenger RNA, 896 nt
Organism: Closterium sp. NIES-67
Lineage: Eukaryota; Viridiplantae; Streptophyta; Zygnematophyceae; Desmidiales; Closteriaceae
Source: the annotation of a GenBank genome assembly